Molecule: messenger RNA, 1077 nt
Organism: Menidia menidia (Atlantic silverside)
Lineage: Eukaryota; Metazoa; Chordata; Actinopteri; Atheriniformes; Atherinopsidae
Source: the annotation of a GenBank genome assembly
AUGGAGCCGUGUCGGCGGGCAGGAGUCGGCGGGUUGCUCUGCUCCUUGUCUCUGCUCUGUGUGCUGUUGGACAUCCAGUUGGACGGUGUCUUGGGGGCGACUCAUGUGGAGAUCGAGCACCACCUGGAGAUGGGCCGCAAACUCCUGGCCGCGGGUCAGCUGGCCGAAGCCCUGUCCCACUACCACUCGGCCGUGGAUGGAGACCCCAAGAACUACCUGACCUUCUACAAGCGCGCCGCUGUGUUUCUGGCCAUGGGAAAGUCCAAGUCCGCCCUGCCGGACCUGAGCCGGGCCAUCGAGCUCAAGCCCGACUUCCUGGCCGCCCGGCUGCAGAGGGGGAACAUCCUCCUGAAGCAGGGAAGCACGCAGGAGGCCAGAGAGGACUUUGAAGCCGUGCUGCAGCGGUCCCCGGACGAGCGAGAGGCCCACGAGCAGCUGAUGAGGGCCAACGAGCUGGAGGAGCUGCAGGAGGACGCCCAGGCCGCGUACCACCAGGGGGACUACGGCAGCACCGUGUCCAUCUCCCCCUGGGACCCGGAGUCGCGGGAGCUGCGCGCGGAGUGCUUCAUCCGGAUGGGGGACCCGCAGAAGGCCAUCCAGGACCUGGCGCCCACCACCCGGCUGCGCAACGACAACCGCGCCGCCUUCCUGAAGCUCAGCCUGCUGCACCACAGCCUGGGCGAGCACCGCGAGUCCCUCAGCCACGUGAGAGAGUGUCUGAAGCUGGAUCAGGACGACAAAGAGUGCCUGGGCCACUACAAGCAGGUGAAGAAGCUCAGCAAGCAGCUGGACUCGGCCGAGGAGCUGAUCCAGGAGGGCAGGCACCAAGAGGCCAUCGAGAAGUACGAGGCGGCCAUGAAGACGGAGCCUAAUGUUCUGUUCUACACCAACCUGGCGAAGGAGAGGAUCUGCUUCUGCCUGGUGAAGCUCAAGCAGGCGGAGGAGGCGGUGGACGACUACCAGGAGGCCCGGGAGUUCGACGGGGACAGCGGGGAGAUCCGGGAGGGGCUGGAGCGAGCCCAGAAGAUGCUCAAGCUCUCCCGCAAGAGGGACUACUACAAGAUCCUGGGCGUGGGC